Molecule: messenger RNA, 1226 nt
Organism: Cercospora beticola
Lineage: Eukaryota; Fungi; Ascomycota; Dothideomycetes; Mycosphaerellales; Mycosphaerellaceae
Gene: HIS2
Product: histidinol-phosphatase
Biological process (GO): L-histidine biosynthetic process
Cellular component (GO): cytoplasm
Molecular function (GO): histidinol-phosphatase activity
Source: RefSeq, a predicted model, not a curated record
AUAACACAGUACGUCCAAACGUUUCGUCCGCGCGUGCCACGGUCACCCACGAUUACAAGGCUGAAGCGUCUGCAGUCUCAAUAUAGGCCUGUGUCCGCCUUGUGCUAAGCAGCAGCGGGUAGUGUAACAACUCUCUCCUUCUCGCAAAACGUUCUUGCUGCAUUUUGCGCUGCGCCAUCGACGAUGCCUUUCUCCCAUCACUCACAUUCGGGCCAGUUCUGCGGCCAUGCUGCCAAUACUUUGGAGGAGGUUGUGCAGACUGCCAUUCGUCUCAAAAUGUCAACCUUCUGCAUGACCGAGCAUAUUGCUCGGCAGGAGGUUGACUUUUACCCCGAAGAGUCAGAAGUCCAUACCAUGGCCACCCUCGAGAAGCUUUUCGACGACUACUAUCACGAAGCACGGCGUUUGCAGAAAGCGUACGCUGAUCAGAUCCAAUUGCUCGUGGGCUUCGAAGGAGAGUGGAUUCGUGAUUAUUCCUUGGAACUUAUCCAGGAUCUGCUGAAGAAGUAUCCUGUGGAUCUGUUUGUGGGGAGUGUUCACCAUGCUCACACGAUCCCGAUUGACUUCGAUACCCCAAUGUAUCAUCAAGCACGUGAAGCUGCAGGCGGCAGUGACGAACGCAUCUACGAGGACUAUUUUGACUCUCAGUACGAUAUGCUGAAGGCUUUGCAGCCUCCUCUCAUUGGACACUUUGACCUCAUCAGGCUGAAAGGUGACGAGCCAGAUCGAAGCUUCCGAACAUGGCCAGGUGUUUGGAGCAAGAUCGAGCGAAACCUGAAGUUCAUCGCCAGCUACGGCGGCGUGCUUGAGAUUAAUACCAGUGCGAUCAGGAAGGGCAUGGCCGAAGCAUAUCCGCAAAGUGAAAUCUGCAAGGAAUUCAAGGAUAUGGGUGGCCGCUUCACAUAUUCGGAUGAUAGUCAUGGCGUCGAGCAGGUUGGCUUAAACUACGCCAAAGCACUGGAAAACAACAUCGUGCGAGCCGGCAUAACGGAGUUAUACUGUCUGGCACCCACGACUGACAAGACGAAAGUGCAUGAUGAGCGCUUUCCCACUGUUUGUUGGGAACCUAUUCCUAUCGAAACGAUCAAGGCCCACGCGUUCUUCCAAUGAUACACGGCUUCUGUUUCGAUAGAUUGACAUAGACCAUAGAUAAGAUCACGUUCCUCUUCGAGAUGGCUUGUGAGGAGCUCCGACAGAUUCUUGUCAGCAGAAAAGCGAUUCCCCAC